CGCGGCGGCUUCGCAGCGGCGGGGGACACACGGGCCGGGCCGCCCUCCGCGCCGCGCUCGCCCUCUCCGCGCCGCUGCUGAAUAAUUCAUGGCGCGGCCGCCGGCCAUUAGCAUGCACCGGGCGCGCGGCGCGUCUGUGCCCAGCCGCCGCCGCCGCAUUCGGCGCCCCGGCCGCACUAGACGAGCGGCCGCGCGGAGGCCGGGCCCGCGUUGUCCCCGCGCUCGCCCGCCGGUCCGCCGGCCCGGCGGCUUUCAUUGUGCCCCGGGCCCGCGCUGCCCGGCCGUCCGGUGACCGUCCGCACCCCGCAGCGCGCCCGACGGCCCGGCGCUGGAAGUUCGGGCCCGCGGAGCCCGGCCGCCAGCCCCGGGAUGCACGUGAACUUGGAGAAAGUCGCGGGGCGCGCCGGCGCGGACCUCCGCUGCAGGGCGUGGGCGUCCCCGGCCCCGCGCGCUUUCGUUUUCGUCCGGGACAAAGGUCCCUCGCGGCGCAGGUCGCGGACGUGGAGAUCGUGUCCUGCGGGCCACUCUGCGGGGAGGUCCGGUCGUUCAACACAGGGAAGCCGGAGCCAGGAGAAGUGGAGCGGCGCGGUCCGAGGCGCGGCGCGGGACCAGGGGAGUGGGGCCUGGCCGUGCGCUUCGCCCGCGCCGUCCCGGAGCUGUCGCGCCCCUGCCACGAGUUGUGGGACAUGGCACCGCUUUGCUCUCUGCCCUUUCGCCGCGUGAAGGAGAGAAUCACUUGGAACCCACGACCCAGACCGAUGGCCGAGGGCCUGUGCAGCCGUGGGCACGAUAGCGCAGCGCCGGCUGCGUCCGGGCGCGUCCCUCCGGCAAGGGCAGAGCGCCCCUGUCUCGAUUGGGUUCACUCUCGAUUCUUGAGGCCGAACAUGGCUGGUCCCAGAGCACCCCCGAGAAAGUGCACACCUGUCGUGGCCUUCAAAAGACGCUCCAGGACCACACGGCCAGGUGGACGGUGUUUGCCCUGCGUCUGGGUGGUGAGGCAGCCCAGGAGGUAUCACCCCUUAGUCCCGGCACCCUGGUCCCUGGCUGACAUCUGGAACGUGGACGACCGUGCCACCCUCAGGUCAAGAAGUGGCACUGAGAUGGAAGCUUCUAUCCGAGGCCAGCCUUACUCAACGGUGAGCCGAGCGUUAGGGCGGGACCGUCGCCGCCCACGGGGACACCUCACGGCUGUCCCACUCUUCCCAGCCCAGCCAGAGCCCACAGGAGGCCUCGCCCUGGGCCCUCGUGCAGGAGACAGGCCCACCCCUGGCCUCGGUGUGGGUGCACGGCCACUCCUGCUGAAUGCCCAAAGGACUGUCACAGGACACAGGACAGCACAGGGUGUCUGCAUGGAAGAGGAACGCAGGCCCCGCCUCCCUGUGCACCGUGAGGGCCCGUCACCCCCUUUUCUCCAGCCCUCCGCUGCGAUCCUAAUACACAGGGCUCUGAUAUCGACCUGAGACGCACACGGGUGAGUCUGGCCUGGAACAGAAAGGCUGAAUGAGGGGAACCAGGCACAUCUGCUUCUCCCAGCUGGGCUGGGGGUCGGGGUGCUUGUGGUGACAGCCAGGGAGGACCGGGUGUGUGUGUGUGUGUGUCAGUCUCCCCGCUCUCUUUCCCUGCCUCUCCCUACCCCGUGGAGCCCAGCCCGGGGCUGGGCUGGGGCCCUCAUGGGGUCAGCACUGCAGGCUCUGGAGCUGAAGCCCCGGCCCAGGGCAGGGCAGGCGGGUCUGAGUAGUGGCACACGCGUGGGUUCCAGCCCAGUGUUAACUACGGGCGGCCUGGCAGCCACUCGGACCCCCUGGGAGCAGCUGCUGCAGGGACCCCGCCUCUCAGUGAGGAGGUCCAGGCCCACAAGGGCAGAAGAGGCAUCAGAGAAGCACGGCGGGGAGGCCGGCCCGGCUUCGCAGCCAGCUCCACUUGCUGGGCUGUCCUGCCCCGUGCCACCCUCAGCCUGCUAGGGCCAGCGGUCGGAGCCAGGGGGCCCCUGCAGCCUGAGGCCGUUGGAGGUCUCCGGGGCUAAGUUGGGAGCCAAAGCCCGCGCUCAGGGGCCUCCUCAGGGUCACUCUGAGACAUUCGGCAGCACCCUGGGCUGGGCGCCGUGUCCUCGGCCUCCCCAGCGAUGAGGCUCACGGCAGCCGCUCACCCCACGGGGCGGCUGCACCAGGCUGCCCGUCCACAAACACAGCCAGAAGCUGCCUGCCUGGACCACGCAUCGUUGCCAGGAUGGGGGUGCGUCGAAGGAAGGCCCUUGGUCACCCUCUCCUCGCCCCCCGUCCUAGAGGCUGGCUGGCUCUGCCUGGAGAGUCCUUAGGGACACCCUGGUCCUGUCCACCAGCCAAGAAGUCCAAGUGGAGGCCAGGAGACGGGACCUCGAGGCCCUCUCGUGAAGAUUUCUUUCUGGGGCCUCAAGGAAAGACAGGGUUGCCAGUGAGCACAGGCCAGCCAGGUCUUGGGGGGCAGGCUGCGUUGGGGUGUUGCUGGCCCAACUCCCAGGUGACUGCACCUCAGUGUCCCGCGCUAGGUGUGGGCCCUGGUGUCCUCAUCACUAGCGGAGGGUUCUGGGACCAUUUCGUGCCCCUCGGGGUUCAGGGAGCAGCAGCUGCCCUGUUUAUUGGGACUGGGCACGAGGCCCCCUCUGCAGUAGUGGGCGAGGCCACGCCGGGGAGAGCCCAAGGGCAAGCCCUGCCCCCUGCCUGGGACCCAUCCGAGCCUCAGCUUCCUCGCUACAAAAUGGCAUCGGUGAUCCUAGCUUCACCAGGCCUGUGAAGACCAAAUGGCACAGACCAGCCUUUCCUGGGAGCCAGGUUCCCUUUUGGAAAGUAAGAAUAUUCUAUAGCCUCUCCUGAGAUGGGAAAAGCCCAGGUCACCCUGGAUGGUGGGACCAGACCAAGCAGAGCCCACGGGGAGGGAGUCCACACCUGUCCAGUGGGUGGAGGUGUGUCCUGGGGCAGCAGGGAGCCAGGGGUGGGCGGUGCCGUCAGAGGUGGGGGCCCGGUGGGCAUGCGUAGCCCCUUUUGGACAUGGGUUGGCCUCUAGCAGAUGACAGCCUUCCUCCCAGUGUCACCGGUGCAGAAGUCCCUUGGGGACACCAUGGUCACGCAUCCACUCCUGUCCAGAUGGGAGUGAUCCCAUCACCUGUAGCGCUUUUCCGAAAGCCACAUCGCACGUUUCCCUCCCUCCCUCUCUUCCCUCUUUCCUUCUCCCUCCCUGGUUGGUGGUUGUCUCCUGUGGGGCUGCUCCCAGGGUAUGCGGGCCCUCUCCUGACGUGCCUGCCAGUCCCCGUGCCCUCAGCGCCCCAGCACAACCCUGAUCCCCGUCCCCCUGCUGCUCUCCUCCUUCCCCCUCCAGGAGAUGCCUCUGGGAGCCAUGAUGUCCCUCCAGGCGCCGAGACUGACGGCCCUUUGGGGUGAGGUAGUAGGUUGUAUAGUUUGGGGCUCUGCCCUGCUAUGGGAUAACUAUACAAUCUACUGUCUUUCCUGAAGUGGCUGUAAUAUCGACAGUGGACAGCAUCCAGGACCCUGGCUGCUGGAGGGGGGUGCGGUGGGCAGGGUGGGGGGUGGGGACGCAGCCUCAGCAGGGUGGGCGCAGUGGCUGCCGGGUGGUAAGUCUGACAGGCCUAGGUUCCACUUGCUGUGUGACCUGGGGCGGGUCCCUUGACCUCUCUGGGCUUCAGUUUCCUUAUCUGUGAAAGGGGGCAGAUGAGGGUUGAGGGCAGUACCGUGUGAAGUGUCCAAGGAGGGCAGGGCUCAGAGUCGACCUCUCCCUCUCCCCACGCUGCGCUGAGAGCUGAUGGACCCGACGGGCAGUUUGGGCAGCCCACCCCUCCGCCGUCCACAUCCCCGUGCCCCACAUCAGGCUCUUGGGCGGCCCCCAGCCUGGACUUUGCCCUCAGAUGCAUCCCUGUGGCCGGCACUGGGCACCGGGAGGAGUAGCCUCGGGCCCGAGGAGGACCGGGCCAGCUGAGGCUUGGCUGGCGUCGCAGCACAGCACCCCAGGGCAGCCCACGGGGUCGGCCUCGAUCAGCACGUCCCCCGAGUCCACAGCCUGCCCAGCUCAGUGUCAGGCCUCUGGUCAGCAGAGGGACGGAGGCCAGGGCUCCCCUCUCCCAGGCAGGGAGUGAGAGGAAUGUCCUCGAGCCCACGGCAGCCCUCGUGGGCACGAGCCCGUUCCACCCCCAGCAAGCGCAGGUGGACUGGCCAGCGUGGGGACCAAGGCGCCGUCUGCACGUCCCUCCUCCCCUGCGCCUGCCCAGCCCUCCAGCUCGGCUCUGGUGGCUGCAGACCACCAGGAGGGGCCGGGGCUGGGCCGGGGGCAGCGGCAGGACGGCGGACCCUCCCAAACCCGGGCACCGGCGGGGUGAGGUAGUAGGUUGUGUGGUUUCAGGGCAGUGAUGUUGCCCCCUCGGAAGAUAACUAUACAACCUACUGCCUUCCCUGAGGGGCCCAGCGUCGUCCCACGGGAGGGCCGCCCCCGCGCUCCGCAGGGGACUCGGCAGAUGACUUGGGGGCCUGAGCCCAGGCCAGGCGGGUGGGAGGCCGCCCUGUGCACACUCAGAUCUCAAUAAAAGCUGCUGUGAUGGGAA
Orcinus orca (killer whale) is the source of this 4585-nucleotide messenger RNA. RefSeq lists its product as uncharacterized. The record is from RefSeq and is a predicted model, not a curated record. The coding region runs from base 687 to 1460 and encodes 257 amino acids. Lineage: Eukaryota; Metazoa; Chordata; Mammalia; Artiodactyla; Delphinidae. The transcript is spliced from 5 exons.